AUGUCGCUCCUUCCGACGCUCAGCGCACCGGCGGCACCGCCCGUGCUGUCGUCGAGCAUGGCGGUGGGUGCGUGCAGCGCAUUCACGCUGUCUUACGUCGGCGGCCUGUACCUGUUCAAGUCGACGCGCGUCGGAUCAGCCGGUGCCAAGGAUGCGGAUGGCCGGCCGCUCAGCAAGGACGAUCCCGCCGUCAUCCGGGCGCGCCUCAAGGUGGCCUCGUGGAGCAGUGCAAUCAGCCUCGUCGGCACAGCCGCCCUCCUCCGUUACCGGGGCGCCGUCGUCGACCCAUCACCCCUCUUUGCCACGCUUCAGUCGAUGCGCCUGCUCGGGCUUCCCCUGCCUUCUCCGUCCUUGCUCUCGUCCUCCGUCAUCCCCCUCUCGCCGCCCCUCUUUACCUUCCUGCUCGGCCUCGGCAAGGCUGCCGUCUACCCGCUCCUCCUCACGGCGACCCUCUACUGCGGCCCUCUGUACGUCAGCUACCUAGAACAGGAGCUGCCUGGCCAGGCCGCCUUCAACUACGACCGCGAUGUCGCGAGCAAAUGGAGGACGCUGCAGGGGAUCCGCAACUACAUUGUCGGCCCCUUGACCGAGGAGCUCGUCUUCCGCUCCUGCAUCCUCAGCAUCAUGUUCUACUCGGGCGCCUCGGCCCGCAGCAUGAUCUUCGCCAGUCCGCUCUACUUCGGCGUCGCGCACCUACACCACGCCUGGGGCACAUACGUCGCUGGCGGGCGGACAAGGGACGCGCUCAAGCGCGGACUGCUGCAGUCUGCGUUCCAGUUCAUCUAUACCGGCCUGUUUGGCUGGUACGCCAACUUUCUCUUCAUGCGGACGGGCACCAUCGUGGGCCCGCUGCUCUCGCACGUCUUUUGCAACACCAUGGGCCUGCCCAACCCGUUCGCGGCGUCCGAAUGGCAUCCCAAGAAGAAGGCGGCCAUCCAUCUGGCCCACCUUGCGGGCAUCGUGGGCUUCGCCAAGCUCCUCUUCACCUUGACCGAGCCGCGCCUGUUUGGCGGGUCGCUGUACUGGUCAUAA
This is a messenger RNA of Pseudozyma flocculosa PF-1, 1032 nucleotides long. RefSeq lists its product as uncharacterized. The transcript is spliced from 6 exons. Gene Ontology annotation, molecular function: metalloendopeptidase activity. Gene Ontology annotation, cellular component: endoplasmic reticulum membrane. Bases 1 to 1032 code for a protein of 343 amino acids. The record is from RefSeq and is a predicted model, not a curated record. Lineage: Eukaryota; Fungi; Basidiomycota; Ustilaginomycetes; Ustilaginales; Ustilaginaceae. Gene Ontology annotation, biological process: CAAX-box protein processing.